AUGAUAUUCCACCUGAUGCUGUACUCUCUUCUAGCGAGCGGCUGGGCCACUACGCCCUAUCCCCCCAGUCUGGAGUGCGGUCCCAAUGCCGGCAAGUCAAACUGCUCCUCCAGGUGCGAGCAGACCUGCCAGUACAAGUCCCGCAGCUGUCCACCAAAGAUCUGCGGUGGUCCAUGCGUCUGCCUCGAGGGCCAUGUGAUCGAUGAGCAACGAUCAAGUUGUGUCCUUCGUAAAGAUUGCCGGCAGAAGCAGCUGGAGGUGCCCACGUACCAAGUGACCAGUCUGAAGUACUUCGGGGCCAACUAUGGCAACGACAUUAUCCCUGAAGGGAACGCAACAGCAAGUUGA
Drosophila subobscura is the source of this 348-nucleotide messenger RNA. RefSeq names its product accessory gland protein Acp62F-like. NCBI's taxonomy places the organism in Eukaryota, Metazoa, Arthropoda, Insecta, Diptera, Drosophilidae. The transcript has a single exon. The record is from RefSeq and is a predicted model, not a curated record. The coding region runs from base 1 to 348 and encodes 115 amino acids.